Molecule: messenger RNA, 291 nt
Organism: Pieris macdunnoughi
Lineage: Eukaryota; Metazoa; Arthropoda; Insecta; Lepidoptera; Pieridae
Source: the annotation of a GenBank genome assembly
AUGGAAUUUAAGAAGCACUCCUUGGGUGAAUUUGGAAUUCCAAAUUCGGUUCCAAUAGCAUACCUGCGAGGUUCUCAACAACAUGCCAUAGAAGAGUCGCCCGCACCAGAUAACCGGGACAAGCUGGUUGUCGGCAAGGUGGAAGCUGCUGACCGAGAGGAACUGUACGGCGCUUUAGUUCCCAGAAUUGUAUUUUCUAACGUUAUAUUCUGUAUCUACUUAGAUGACAGUAUAGACGUGUAUCUUCUAAUCACGUUAGGUGCAGAAGAGGGUGAGCGUGUUAGCGUAUAA